GUCUGAUCCGAUGCCGGCAGUCGAGUGCUAGCACGCAAGCUGUAAGGUUGUAUAAUGUCGCUGCAUGUGGCAAGUGAAAUGCAGUGGCUGCACUCAGUGCUGCCGCAAAUACUGCGCAGUGGACGACUGCUGGACAAUUACGAAGAGACGCAGCUGUCCAGCUUCAAAGUGCUGAGCAUAGAUGUUGAGCCAAUUGGGAUCGAUGAGGCCUAUAUGAUGACGCUAUGCUAUAGAGCAAGCAUACGCUUCGAAUACGCAGGCCAGCUGGCGCUAAAAAAAAUGAUUGUUAAAAAAUCGCCUGUGUUGCCGCCAGAUAUGUACAAUAAGCUGCAGUUUGAUGUGAUGUUUUACAAUGAGAUAAGCUUCUAUACGGAGAUUUUGCCCAUGAUACAGCAACUGGCGCAGGGCAACUUUGCUGCACCCAAGUAUUAUCAUAGCGAGCGUCAAGCGCAGGCAGCGCUUAUAGUGCUGGAAGACUUUGGCACCGCGGGCUGGCGCAUUACCGAAGAUAGAUAUGGCCUGAGUUUAGAGCACGCAGUCAUAGCAGUUAAAUACUUGGGUAAAUUUCAUGGCUUUGGCUAUGCUAUAAAACAGCAGCAGCCGCAACGCUUUGCGCUGCUGUGCAGCAAGUUGAAGGAGUCACGCUUCAAUCGCUCGGAGCUGCCUGCAGCCUGGCAGCUAAAGCAUGAAGCUAUACACAAGCGCAUGCUGCAGUCCGUCUUUAAGCAUCAGCCGCAGCUGGAUAAAAAGUUUAUAGAACAUUUCUAUGUGCUUACAAGCGAUUAUCUGAGUUAUGGCCGACAGCGUGUGGCGCCACGCGAACCACUUGCCACGCUUUGUCACGGCGAUUAUCUGCGCAAUAAUGUCGCCUAUAAAUACAAUGAGCUUGGUGAACCUUUGGAUAUCAUGAUGUUUGACUAUCAGACCAUGCGUCUCUGCUCGCCAAUGGUGGAUCUCUGCGUCUUUCUCUCACUUUCCAUUUUGGCUGACGUGCGUUACGCGCACUUUGAUGCGCUUUUUGAUGCUUAUGGUGACGCCUUGUUUGCAAGUUAUAAACAACAUGCGCAGCAGUCGCUGCCCGCGUAUCUGAAUCGUGAAACGUUGCUUAAGGAAUACGUACGUCAUCUGCCUUAUGCCAUAACCAUAGCCUCGUUCUUCUUGGCAGAGAUGGUGGAGCCACGCAAGGAAGCGCUGGAGGAGCUUGUCAGCGAUAUGACAGAUCAGCAGAUAAUAGAACAGGCAAUGACCAAAGGUGGUGAACUGGUCGAUCAGGAAGUAGCGCAUCAGCUGAAAGAAUUAUAUGAGCUAUGUCAAAAACAUCAUGUGCAUAUAGCUGAUGAUAUAGAUAUGUCGACCUGGGCUGAUAAGGCGCUCAACGAUUAUUGUUAUCUAAUAAAAUAAAAGUAUAAGCUAUUUUUAUUGUUAUUGAGCGCUUAU
Drosophila busckii is the source of this 1437-nucleotide messenger RNA. RefSeq lists its product as uncharacterized. NCBI's taxonomy places the organism in Eukaryota, Metazoa, Arthropoda, Insecta, Diptera, Drosophilidae. The transcript has 4 exons. The coding region runs from base 55 to 1401 and encodes 448 amino acids. The record is from RefSeq and is a predicted model, not a curated record.